Cornus florida is the source of this 3027-nucleotide messenger RNA. RefSeq names its product probable galacturonosyltransferase 13. Gene Ontology annotation, molecular function: polygalacturonate 4-alpha-galacturonosyltransferase activity. The record is from RefSeq and is a predicted model, not a curated record. The transcript is spliced from 6 exons. NCBI's taxonomy places the organism in Eukaryota, Viridiplantae, Streptophyta, Magnoliopsida, Cornales, Cornaceae. Bases 600 to 2198 code for a protein of 532 amino acids.
CCUCCCUCUCUCUCCUCUUUCUGUCUCUUCAACUCAUUUUCAUUUUUCCCUCUCUCUCUAAACCAAUCACUUUCUCUCUCUGCCACCACACGGUUUUGACUAAAAUCAUAAUUAUUGUUAAUUUGUUUUUUUUUUUUUUUAAUUUUCCAGAGAAAAAGUAAAUUAGAUCGGUCCGAUCAGCGUCGGCAAAACAAAACUAGUGAAAAUACACAAAAUAAGCAGAUACGAUUGUCUCUCUCCCCCUCUCUCUCUACAUUCACUCUUCCGAUUCGAGGAGAGAGAAGCAAUUUCGAUAUAACAACACAAUCUGUGAUUAUUGAUUUGUAUUUGUAGCUGAAUCAAUUCGUAUAAAGUAUAAAGAUAUAUGUAUGUUGUAUUGUAUAUGCGUAUUUAGAAUUAUAAGAAAGAUUGUAAUUAUUAUCUCCAAUGCAUUGGUCUCCGAGAAGGCCCCAAGCAACGAAUUCGAUUGAGUCGGAGUCUUCGAUCUGGUGUGAUUGCGGUGGUGGAUCUGAUGGUGAGAAUAUCGGGGGAGGGGUCAGAAGAGGGUUGGGGCGGUCAGGGUGGUUCUAGGGUUUUGAGGAGGGGCUGCAGAGGCGGCGAUGCAGCUUCACUUCUCACCUAGUAUGAGAAGCAUUACGAUAUCGAGCAGCAAUGGGUUUAUUGACUUGAUGAAGAUCAAGGUCGCAGCUCGCCGCAUCUCUUACCGUACACUCUUCCACACAAUCCUCAUCCUUGCUUUCUUGUUGCCAUUCGUCUUCAUUCUCACUGCUCUUGUUACUCUUGAAGGUGUCAACGACUGCUCCUCAAUUGGUUGUUUAGGCAGGCGGUUGGGACCAAGGUUUCUUGGUAGGGUUGAAAAAUCAGGGGGUCUUGUUACAGAUUUUUACAAGGUCCUCCAUCAAGUGAACGACAAGAAAAUCCCAGAUAACUUGAAUCUGCCAGAGUCAUUUAGUCAACUGGUUUCUGAAAUGAAAAAUAACAAGUAUAGUGCAGAGGAAUUUGCUUUGAUAUUAAAGGGAAUGAUGGAGAGAUCUGAAAGGGAGAUCAGGGAAUCAAAAUUUGCAGAACUGAUGAACAAACAUUUUGCAGCUAGUUCCAUUCCGAAAGGCAUCCACUGUCUCUCUUUGCGUUUGACCGAUGAGUACUCAUCUAAUGCUCAUGCUCGCAAACAGUUGCCUUCACCAGAAUCCCUCCCUUUGCUUACUGACAAUUCUUACCAUCACUUUGUCUUGUCAACUGAUAAUAUUCUGGCUGCUUCUGUCGUGGUCUCUUCCACUGUCCAGUCAUCUCUUAACCCUGAGAGGAUAGUCUUCCAUGUCAUCACUGACAAGAAAACUUAUGCAGGCAUGCACUCAUGGUUUGCUCUGAAUUCUGUCUCUCCUGCUAUUCUUGAGGUAAAAAGUGUGCAUCAAUUUGACUGGUUAACAAGAGAGAAUGUCCCUGUGCUUGAAGCUGUAGAAAACCAUAAUGUGGUCAGGAACUACUACCAUGGCAAUCAUGUGGCGGGGGCCAAUCUCAGUGAGAUUACCCCUCGAAUAUUUGCUUCAAAAUUGCAGGCUAGAAGCCCAAAGUACAUUUCGUUGCUCAACCAUCUUCGAAUAUAUUUACCAGAGCUGUUCCCAGAACUUGAUAAGGUGGUUUUCUUAGAUGACGAUGUCGUAGUUCAGCGCGAUCUGUCUCCACUCUGGGAUAUUGACCUUGGGGGCAAGGUUAAUGGAGCUGUAGAAACUUGUAAAGGUGAAGAUGCAUGGGUAAUGUCUAAACGAUUUAGCAACUACUUCAAUUUUUCUCAUCCCCUCAUAGCAAAAAACUUGGACCCUGAGGAAUGUGCAUGGGCGUACGGGAUGAACAUCUUUGACUUGCAUGCAUGGAGAAAGAAAAACAUAAGAGACACUUAUCAUGCCUGGCUGAAAGAGAAUCUGAAAUCAAACAUGACAAUGUGGAAGCUUGGAACUCUACCCCCAGCUUUAAUUGCAUUUAAAGGUCAUGUUCGCCCAAUUGACCCGUCUUGGCACAUGCUUGGCUUGGGCUACCAAAAUAAAACUAGCAUUGAGAGUGUUAAAAAGGCUGCUGUUAUUCACUACAAUGGCCAGGCAAAACCAUGGUUGCAGAUAGGCUUUGAGCAUCUCCGGCCGUUUUGGACCAAAUAUGUUAACUACUCCAAUGAUUUUAUUAGGAAUUGCCACAUCUUGGAGUAGUUGUUAAUCAACCAAAGGAGAUUUUAAGCAGAGAAGAUAAGACGGAAGAUUAAUGCCUUAUGGGGUUAGCUCAAGUAUUUUUUGCAGAUAAAAAAUUUGUGAAUAUUCAUUUGAGAAGAGAAACAGAAGGUUGGCCAGGAAGCUAUACAUUUAAGGUCCAAAUUCCUUGCUGUCCCCUUGCGAAGAAGAGGACCUGCAUCACCAGCUCGGGCAUAUAAGAUUGUUCUCUCUGUCUGUAUCAUACCAUUCCGUCAUAUGUAUUUUUUGAUUGGGAGGACACACUAUUUGGUCCUCCUGAGAGUGGUCUUGCCUAUUCUUAGUGCUUGGAACAAAAUAAUGUGGAAUACACUCAAGAUAAAACAUGACUUCGUCAAUGCCAUAAUCAUACAAGCAGUGCAAGGAGACGCUAGGAAACUGGUCCUUUGUAGGGUCCCAACUUUAGUUCCAUUUAGCCUCAGAAACCUUCUCUUUUUAUCAUUUUGUUUUACGUUCUUGUUAUUUCAACCCCGAUUUUUUCUUCUUUUUUCCUUCUAUAUUAUCAUGGUGAUCUCUAGGUGGUAGCUUGUGAAGAUUACCCUGUUACAGGUUCCAUUGGGUUGGGAAAUUAUUCUUAGGUUAGAUGACCGUAUUUGUUAUUCUGUAUGAUUCAUGAGAAGCAUUCAAAAAUGUGCAGAAAAUUCUUUUUCCCAUUUUUGUCAUCUGAGUGUUGUCACCACUUAAACCGGGAUGAUUAUGUAGCUUUGUAUACUUUAUUGUGUCUUUACAGAUUGGAUACUUCAAUAUUAUUAUCCCUUUGAAAUUAUAUUUAUUGAGUUCUCUCUUUUCUUAA